GGCACUUGCUCCCACCACUUCCACCAUCUCCGACACCUUCAACGGCCUUCCUACUUACACUAUUUGAAUUCAGACAUAGAAAUACAACUGUUUGAUAUACCUGAUUUGUGUACAGCACCAUCUCCAAAUCUACGUUCGCGAAGACCCACAUCUGCCUCCGAUAUCCGACACCAUGGCUCCUCAAAUUGCAUGGAUAGGCCUCGGCAACAUGGGAAGGGGCAUGUGCAGAAAUCUGGUAGAAAAGGGGGGCUUAGACAAGCCACUCAUCCUUUACAAUCGGACCAGGAAGCGGGCCGAUGAUCUUUCGGCUGAACUGGGCGCCGACAAGGCCAAAGCAGUGGCAUCUGUCGCGGAUGCAGUGAAGAAUGUUGACAUCAUAUUCAUGUGUCUGGGGAAAGAUGAUUCGGUCAAUCAAACAGUAGAUACCAUACUGGAGAACGACGUCACCGGAAAGCUGAUUGUCGAUUCAUCCACUAUCCACCCCGACACCUCCAACGACCUGGAAAAGCGAAUUACAGUCAAGGGCGCAGGAUUUGUGGCCAUGCCAGUUUUCGGCGCCCCCGCAAUGGCCGAUGCAGGGCAGUUGAUCUGUGUAUGCGCUGGCAUGGCCUCAUCCGUGGAGAAGGUCAAGCCAUAUACUAAAGGCGUCAUUGGUCGAGCCAUGGUAGACUUUUCUGACCAACCUGCCGGUAAAUCCAGUCUUCUGAAGAUCAUCGGCAAUACCUUCGUCCUCAACAUGGUAGAGGUUCUCUCGGAAGGUCAUGUUUUGGCGGAGAAAACCGGUCUCGGCAACGACAACCUCCAUCAAUUCAUCGAGACCAUGUUUCCAGGCCCUUACGCCGCGUAUUCGAACAGAAUGCUGGCUGGCGAUUAUUAUCAGAGAGAGGAGCCACUAUUCCAUAUUGACCUAGCUUUGAAAGAUAGUAACCACGCGAUUACACUGGCGGAAAGGAGCGAAUGCAGUGUGCCCGCGCUGCGCGCUGCGAGGGAGCAUCUGGAACAAGUGAAGGAUCACCUUGGCGACAAAGGAGACAUCCCAAGUAUUUACGGUGCAGUUCGCAAGGAGAGCGGCCUAAAGUUUGAGAAUAAGCACUAA
Messenger RNA from Periconia digitata, 1096 nucleotides. The record is from the annotation of a GenBank genome assembly. Lineage: Eukaryota; Fungi; Ascomycota; Dothideomycetes; Pleosporales; Periconiaceae.